CUCGCCCGGCCCGCCCGUUCCCGGUGCCCUUGGCGCGGCCGCUGCGGGUCCCGGUGGUGGCGCGAGCAGCGGAUGAAAUCCUUUUUCCCCGGGUCAGCGGUUAGGAUUAUUUCUGAGAAACCCAGCAGUCAUGGUGAAUUUCGCCCAAGCUGUGCGUGAACACUGGGUUCACAUCCUUGUUCCCUUAGGAUUUGUGAUUGGAUGCUAUUUGGACAGAUGGAAUGAUGAAAGAUUGUCUGCCUUCAGAAACAAGAGCUUAUUAUAUAAAAGGGAGUUGAAGCCUGGUGAAGAAGUAACUUGGAGAUAAAAGCUGAUGAUGAAAAGGAAGACAUUUUUGCUUUAUUCAUCGUCUUACCACACAUGUUGAAAUAACAGGAAUAUGAUUUUUACCCUGAGAGGAUACUACAGUAAAGGACAUCUGCAAUUCAUCAGUGCUAGUUUAAUAUCUGGUGUUAUUUUUUGAAGUUGAUUUAAUUACAUGACUAAUAUGUGUUCAGGAAUUCCAUUAGUCCAUAAGCAUUGAGAAAAUUUUCUUCCCUACUCUGGAAAGGAGAGGAAGAAUUAUAGAAUAAACUAUGCAAAAAUCA
Vidua macroura (Pin-tailed whydah) is the source of this 587-nucleotide messenger RNA. It is a transcript of the gene NDUFB1, whose product is annotated as NADH:ubiquinone oxidoreductase subunit B1. The transcript is spliced from 4 exons. Gene Ontology annotation, cellular component: mitochondrion. Lineage: Eukaryota; Metazoa; Chordata; Aves; Passeriformes; Viduidae. Bases 131 to 307 code for a protein of 58 amino acids. The record is from RefSeq and is a predicted model, not a curated record.